Messenger RNA from Phytophthora nicotianae INRA-310, 1664 nucleotides. RefSeq names its product AGC protein kinase. The transcript has a single exon. Lineage: Eukaryota; Oomycota; Peronosporomycetes; Peronosporales; Peronosporaceae. The record is from RefSeq and is a predicted model, not a curated record. Bases 63 to 1505 code for a protein of 480 amino acids. Gene Ontology annotation, biological process: protein phosphorylation. Gene Ontology annotation, molecular function: ATP binding; protein serine/threonine kinase activity.
CACAAUUAUCACUUCACACAGCACCACGGACGCCAUACCUCGUAGCGCUCCGCCGUACCGAAAUGCGGGUCUUUCCGGCCGUGGAGAAGCCGUCCAUGGCUCCCAUGUGGCGCAAGAUGCGUGAGAUCCGCGCCAUGAUCACCAAGCAGCCACCCAAGGACGUACAGCAGCGUUUCUCAGCCUCCAGCUGGCGCAAGAGCUCGACGCAGGACGCGGCCAAGCGCUUCAGUAGUGCCACUAGUUAUCUCGCCGCUGUGAGCGUUAAAGCCCACCGAAAAUCAUCCGUUGCGAGGUUCAGCUUCGUCUCGGAGCUGGAACAGGCUACAGGUAUCGACGAGUUCGAGCUACUGGACGUUCUGGGCAGAGGAAGCUUCGGCUCCGUACACUUGGCGAGGCACUUGGACACUGGCGCGACUGUAGCCAUUAAGGUUGUUACGAGACGCUUGGUGCACGAAAUGCAUCAGGAGAAGAACAUUAUGAGGGAGCAGAGCGUUCAUUUGGGUCUAGUGCAUCCGUUUAUUGCCAGACUCUAUGCCACUUUCCAAGACAAUGAUGCGCUGUAUUUUGUACUGGAAUUCUGUCCCGGAGGAGAGAUCUACAGCUUGGUGUACACCCACGAUGACGGACAUUUAGAGGAGAAUGAAGACUGUGACGACUCGGACGAGGAAGAGAACAGGAGAUCAAGUAGACAAGUAGAAGAGCCCGAAACUUCCGACUCCGUGACCACCGAGUCCGAGUCGGAUGAAGAGCAGAGACAGCAACGUGGAGCGAGCAUCGCAAUGGGCCGCAAUAGCUUAACACUAGAGAACUUUUUGUUCAAGCAGAAGCUACGUAGUUCGCACGGUGGACUGCAUGAACGCUAUGCAGCCUUUUACGCAGCGUGUUUGGUAACAGCGCUCGAGUUUCUGCACAGAAGAGGAGUCUUGUAUCGCGACCUGAAGCUCGAAAACCUCGUGUUGGAUGCAGAUGGAUACCCGAGACUCAUCGACUUUGGAUUAUCCAAGCCAGACGCCACCCAAACGACAGAGCGGAACUCGACGAUGUGUGGAAGUGCCGAGUAUAUGGCCCCUGAGAUUCUGCAACACAAACCGUACGACCAGCGAGUAGAUUUGUGGUCCUUUGGUAUUCUUCUGUACGAAAUGCUGUUCGGAACUACACCGUUCUACCAUGCCAACCACCGAGAGCAGGGCCGUCGUAUCAUCUCCGAGCCAGUGCAGUUCCCGGAAGACUAUGAACAAGGACAUCCGGCGGUAUGUUCUCUUAUCAAGAAACUAUUAGAGAAGGACCCAGUACUGCGACUUGCGUCGUUCUCAGAGGUGAAGAAGACGACGUUCUUCCGUACGUAUUUCCCGUCGAAACAAGGUUGGCAGCAACUCGAAGCACGACAAGCGGAGCCUCCGUUUAUCCCUAGACUAGACGGUCCUUUUGACACUAGUUUCUUCGUACGUGUCCAAGAAGAAGAGAAAGACUUCGGUAGUGAUGCCGACUCGGAUUUCGGAUACUAGAAGCCCCAAACUGCAAACAUUGCAGACAUUUAUGGACUCGCAAGAACGCGAGUAGUAGCGUAGAGUCAAGCGUAUUUAUUGUGAUCCAGCAGAACCACCGAAACCUCGACAACUAGAGCUGGAAUUCAUUACAAAAGCUAAAACGAUUUUGGAUGUGAU